This is a messenger RNA of Rhineura floridana, 4774 nucleotides long. It is a transcript of the gene MAPK15, whose product is annotated as mitogen-activated protein kinase 15. The coding region runs from base 29 to 1891 and encodes 620 amino acids. Lineage: Eukaryota; Metazoa; Chordata; Lepidosauria; Squamata; Rhineuridae. The transcript has 14 exons. Gene Ontology annotation, cellular component: cytoplasm; nucleus. Gene Ontology annotation, molecular function: MAP kinase activity; ATP binding. The record is from RefSeq and is a predicted model, not a curated record. Gene Ontology annotation, biological process: intracellular signal transduction; protein phosphorylation.
AUGCGCGGCGCCAUUCUCUGCCGUUUCCAUGGCAGUGGCAGUCAACAGGCAGCAGCGGUUCGUCUUCCGGUCUGCAGAGCCGUGGGCGCCUGCGAGAAUGAGCGCCGCGGCCGAGGUAGAGGAGCAGGUGGCGCGGCGCUACGAGAUAAAGCGGCGCCUCGGCAAGGGGGCUUACGGGAUCGUGUGGAAGGCCAUUGACCGCAAGACAGGCUCGACCGUGGCCGUCAAGAAAAUCUUCGACGCCUUCCGGAACCGCACCGACGCGCAGAGAACAUUCCGGGAGAUUAUGUUCCUGCAGGAAUUUGGAGAGCAUCCAAACAUCAUCAGGCUCUUGAAUGUCAUCCGGGCUCAGAAUGACAAGGACAUCUACCUGGUUUUUGAGUCCAUGGAGACCGACUUGCAUGCUGUGAUCAAGAAGGGGAAUUUACUGAAAGAUAUUCAUAAGUGUUACAUCCUGUAUCAGCUGUUAAAAGCCACCAAAUUCAUCCACUCGGGAAACGUCAUUCAUAGGGACCAGAAGCCUUCCAACAUCCUGCUGGACGCAGACUGCUUUGUCAAGCUGUGUGACUUUGGACUGGCCCGUUCCCUCUGCCAGAUCCACAAGGACCAAGGCAACCCUCCCCUUACAGAGUACGUUGCUACUCGCUGGUAUCGGGCUCCUGAGAUCCUGCUUUCCUCUCACAGCUACACAAAGGGCGUGGACAUGUGGAGCGUUGGGUGCAUCUUGGGGGAGAUGCUUCUAGGGAAACCAUUAUUCCCAGGCACGUCCACCGUCAACCAACUAGAGCAGAUCCUGCGUGUCAUUCCUGCACCGUCUCUAGAAGAUCUGGCAGCCUUCCACUCGGAUUACAGAGCCUCCAUCAUCAACCGCAUGAGCUGCCAGCCCCAGGUGACUUUUGAGGACCUUUUGCCCACCUCCACCCCACCACAGGCCUUGGACCUUUUGAAACAGCUCUUGGUGUUUAACCCUGAGAAGCGGCUGACAGCAGAAGAGGCACUGGAGCAUCCCUACGUGCGAAGAUUCCACUGCCCCGCAAAAGAGCCAGCUCUUGACUACAGUGUGAUCCUUCCCCUGGAUGAUGAUGUGCAGCUCUCUGUGGCCGAGUAUCGCAAUAAGCUCUACGAGAUGAUCUUGGAGAGAAAGGCCAGUAACCACCAUCAGAAGCAGCAGCAGCAGCAGCGGUGGCGGCCACAGCUCCAGAGAGAGACUCUCCAGCCCAGCCCCCCUCUGAAGCCUCACUCUGAGGUGCGGGGAGUGCCACAGCCCCUCCCACUAAACGGCUCCCCCCAGCUGCCAGGAGCCAUGGUACCUGGUGAAGCCUCUCAGCGGAGAGCAAAUGAGACCAGAACCCUCUGUCCAAUGCCAGCAGCAGAUAGCCCGGUUCCUGGCAACGUGGCAAGGAAUCACUCUGCAGUGCUUCUUCUGCAGCAGGCUGCCCCCCUCAGCCAGAGAGUGGGGAAACAGACAUUCUGUGUGCCAGUGAACACUCUGUCCCCUGCAGCAGGCUUGCAGAAUCUCCAUGGGGUGCCUAAAGACCCAGAGGGGCGAAGUCAAGCGAUGUCCUUCUCGAGGCCCCUUUCGCUGUUGGGUCAAGCCCAGGAGGCAGCUCUUAACCACCAUCUGAUGAGGAAGGAGCGACGCCCCAGCAAGUCUGCAGCCGGCCCUAAUCCAAGGAGCUCCGAAGCCCAUGGCAGGGAUGCCUGUCCAUUUCUGAAGCCCAGUAAAAAGAUGUUCCAGGUUACAGCAAAUGUAGGAACAGCUGGAGAUCCCAAGGCCUGUCUGGGCAGUUACUCACAGUCUUAUGGGACCAUCUGCAAGUCUGCUCUUCAGAGCUUACCUGUACCAAGUGCUUGUCAGCAGGCGAUAACCCAAAAUGCCCAGCAGUUUUGACCAGCACCCUCUACAGAGAGCAGAGCAUUUCUUGCUGUUGUACUGGGCCUUGGGGUGAUGGCUGGAUGGGGGACUCUGCCUCCCUCUUAGGAAGUGAGGGGAAAGUGUGCCCCCCUCCCCAGUACACUUGACCAGCGCACGCUUGCUGAGCCCCAGCCUUGGAAGUGCUGCUCUGCUGAGUUUUCCUAGUCAAAAACUGAUUCUCUUCACCAUUUCAAGUGCUGGCGUUCCAGGGUGGGGCCUAAAAAACUAUGGAAACCACAGGAGAUGGCAAAAGCCCUGGGUGAGAGUCUUUGCCUGGCUCCAUGUGACCCCUUUUGGGCUCUGGCCCACUAGUAAAGAAAAACUGUAUGUACGAUCCUGUGAGCCCAUACAUUCUGCCCCCACGGCUGCAACCUGUGGACUUGUUCUUGUAAGAAUUUUAAAUAAAAGGAGCGUUUUAAAAAAAAAACAGGCACACUUCCACACACAUGAAAAAGGAGCCCUUUCUUUGUUACCUGCUGCAGAGGGAAGUGAAUGGAGUAAAUAGAGCAAGAGUUUGAUUUCUGCCUUGAACAGCUGAAACUGCUGCUGCCGCCAUUCCCCCCCCCCCCCGGUCAGUCUAGCCCAGUCCCAUUUGCUUCAGCUGCUGGCCUUGGGCUAGGUGGAUUGGCUGGCUUUGCUACCUGAGGCCUGUUUAAUUAGAGAUGCCAGAGGCAGGGGUCUUGGAGCACAGGGCCUAGGAGGCUGCCUUAUAGUGAGCCAGACUAUUGGUCCAUAUAGCUAAGUGUUGUCUACUCUGACUGACAGCAGGUGUCCAGGGUUUGGGGCAGAGAACUGGCCUAGCUCUACCUGGAGGUGCAUUUGGGGAUUGAAUCUGGGACUUGGAUGCUCUACCGCUGGACUACAGCCCUAGCGCUCCUUGAAAUCCAGCCACAUUUCUGGAAUUCAUAUAUAUAUGGAAUUUAUUUUUUAAAAUAAAUAUAAAUAAAUAAAUAUUUUUGGAAUUUAUAUAUAUAUAAAUUAUAUCAUUCUUAUAAAAUUAUAUCAUUCUUAUUAAGCUCUUUGCUUGCUCAAAUUACAAUUCAUACUCCGCAACAUUGGUACCUGGCCAAACUUGAGGCCAUUGUUCAGGUGCUGUUUCUGAAGAAACACUGCUAAAAUAUUGUUUUCAUCUCUUUUUCUGCACAUAGCAUCCUAACUGAUCCAAAGCUAGACCAAUAGUAUAUAGAGAGCAUAAAAUAGGAUUAAUUUGCUAUAUAAUGGGUGCAGUAUACAGCCAGUAAUUGCUGUGUAAUAAAAAACGAGGGAGAUACUGCCAAUUUUCUGGACACAUUUGUGGCAUUUUGAAUGUUCCCCUUUGCCCCCCCUACAGCACUUAUGGAUGUGACCACAUGGGGAUUCUGAAAUGUGCAUGCGAGUCUGUGUCUGCACGGAAUAUUUUCAAGAAGUGCUUUCCACCAGCUCCGGCUGGUAAGACACGUGUGGCCAUUUCUGGAGUGGGAUAGCCUGACCACUGUCGUCCACGUGCUAGUAACCUCCAGGCUAGAUUACUGCAGUGUGCUCUAUGUGGGGCUGCCCUUGAGGUUGGUCCAGACGCCACAGGUAGUGCAAAAUAUGGUGGCUCAACUGUUAACUGGGGAAGGAUAUCACCAACUUGUUACUUCAUUGCUUAAUUCAUUGCACUGGCUGCCACUUAACUACCAAUCUUAAGUUCAAGGUGCUGGUUUUGGUGUGUAAGAGCCCUAUACAGCUUGGGACCAGGAUACCUGAGUGAUUCAGUACCUGCACUAUGCAGGUGAGGGCCUCCUGCAGAUACCAUCUCUUCAAGAGAGCUGUUCCACCCAACAUAGGAAGUGGGGCUUUAGUGUUGUGGCAUCUACUUUUUUGCAAUUCAUUCACAUUGAAUAUUAGACAGGCGCUGUAUCUAUUGUCUUUUCAGGACCUACUGAAGACCUUCCUCUUUCAGCAAGCCUGUUAAGUAGGCACAUUUAUCCCAGUGUGCAUUUGUUUUGGAUUGUUUUAAAGAUGUUUUUAUUGUUUUAUUACUUGUUUGCUGCCCUGGGCUCCUCUUGGGAGGAAAGCCAGGCUAUAAGUUUUAUACAGAAAAUGAUGAAAUAAGGCGGGGGGAAAAGGUCCAGAUAUUGUACUACAAAUUUCCCACAGAAAACCAAUUGCUCCCCAACGAUUAGCAGUGUUUUUACAUUCUAUUGUAUUGCAAGUAGUUUUGAUUAUGUAUGUAAUAGAAAAUUGGGGUAUAAUAAAUUAAACUAAACUUGAUGUUUCAUACACUUGGGGGAGGAGGAGCAGACUGUGGCAUCUUGGUGUUCCUGUCCCAGCUGAGAGGGGGCAGAACAGGCCUCUUCCUCCUCCCAAUUAGGUAUUUCUGCCUUUUAAGAGCACCAGGGAGGGGAUACUACCUCCUGUCCCCCAGCCCCCAGGAUACUGUGUCCACAAUAACCCCAGGGCCUUCUGCUGCUUGGGGCUGACCCCAGGGCUGUGUAUUGUCUGUGAGAGCUGCCAAAAUUGGGUUCUUUAACGGAAGGGCUUGCACCUGGGACCUUUUAGGCUGCAAUCCUAAACCACACACUUUAAGAGACCAAGCCCCACUAGGCUAAGCAGGUAUGCUUAGGCGUGUUGUGUCAAAAGCCAAGUCUGUGUGUAUGUGUGUUCAUGUGCAUGCACCACUACUGCAUCAAAGCUGUUUUUGGAAGCCUUUCUCCAAUCAAGCCAUGUGCCCAUCAGCGUAUCACCACUGGAGAUGGAGACUGGAAAAAUGUCAUUUAUUUUAUCAAUUUCUGUGUUCUUCCCCCCCUGCACAGCAUACAUAUGCUCAGGACAACUUACAAGAGCAAAAUCAGUAAGAAUUAAAAAACAAACAAACACUGAAACAACGAACAAGCU